Messenger RNA from Microdochium trichocladiopsis, 981 nucleotides. RefSeq lists its product as uncharacterized. The transcript has a single exon. Lineage: Eukaryota; Fungi; Ascomycota; Sordariomycetes; Xylariales; Microdochiaceae. The coding region runs from base 1 to 981 and encodes 326 amino acids. The record is from RefSeq and is a predicted model, not a curated record.
AUGGUUCAGAUUCUGGCACGCAUUGCUGCCCUGAUGGGCCUUGCGGCUCUCGCUUCGGCUCAGCAGGCCUCAAUCGACUGUGGCCGUCAAAACGACCUGACCGGCCCGAGCGACAACACUGUCUAUCUCUCGGGAGGCUAUUCUUUCGCCAUCAGGUGUCACACACUUCAGCUCAAUAAUCAUAAUGACUGGACAUUCGUGGGCCGACUCGGUGUGGAGGCAUGUGUCGCCGCCUGCGCAACCAGCAGCACUUGUCUCAAUAGUGUCUCGACUUACGACGGGCUCUACUGCUACCACUCGGCAACGAAGACACUGAGCAACGGCGUGAUUGAGAAGAGACAUCCGUACAUCAGUACUUUCAAGAUCAAGGCCCCGCUGAACUGCAAGGACAAGUCGAGCAGCGGCACCAUCUUCACCCCUGAGGGAUCCAGCCAGAAGUACCAGAUCCUGUGUGACUACCAGUUCGGCGGCAACACCCUGGGCGCCUCGAAGCGCGCAGAGACGUUUGAGCAGUGCGUCGGCUUCUGCGACACGACUGCCGGCUGCGUGGAUGUCGUCUACAGUGACGCCAAGUACUGCUGGCUCAAGUCGUCCAAGACCAACGGCUACGCCAGCGGCGGCUGGUGGACUGCCGUCAAGGUCGUGGACGGCACGGGCUCGGGCAGCACCAACACUGGCAGCACCACUGGCGUCGGCGCCGUCAACUGCUUCGACAACUCGGCGGACAAUACCGUCUUCACCACCCCGCUGGGCACCUACGACAUCCGCUGCAACUUCCAGUACGACGGCGACGUCCUGGGCGCCUCGAAGCGCGCCGAGACCUUUGAGCAGUGCGUCGACUUCUGCGAUUCGGAUGCCGGCUGCGUCGACGUCGUCUGGUCCAACGCCAAGUAUUGCUGGCUCAAGUCUUCCAAGAAGGGUAAUGGCUACAUCUCUGGCGGCUGGUUCACGGCUGUCAAGCGCACCGUCGCCGCCAACUAG